Molecule: messenger RNA, 1297 nt
Organism: Dermatophagoides farinae (American house dust mite)
Lineage: Eukaryota; Metazoa; Arthropoda; Arachnida; Sarcoptiformes; Pyroglyphidae
Source: RefSeq, a predicted model, not a curated record
GAUAAAAUUGUUAAACUUGACCGGUUCUACUUGUCGGUCGAGCUUGUCCUACGUCUGAACGAAAAUAGCUUGCUGUUCAACAUUCAAUAUUCGUUGAUGAUGGUUCUCGAAAUAUUCGAGGAAGUAGGGUGGUAUAAUGGCUUUUUUGUUGUUGAUUAAUUAGUUUCGCUCAAUGCACGAUCGACGACUAGUAUGAAGAAGAGAAAACAACGGUUAUAUUACAACCGUCCAUUUAAACGGUUUGCUUUUCAUUACCUAUCCACUUCGACCUGAAAGCAAGUCUGGAUCAAGAGAUUGUUGUUUUUUUAAAUUUGUCAUUCAAUUGUCAAUGUUUCUUUUGUUGUUUUUGAAUCUUAUAACAGUAUCAAUUUUUCUUUGUGAUUUGUUUCAUCAAAAUUUCAUUUAAAAUCGUAUCAACUGACCUGAAUCAAGCUGGUUUGGAAAAAGUGUUUAUAAAUUAAUUAAACCGUUUUGACAGCAAAAAAAAACAACAACAAAGAUGCGUCUUUAUACCUGGACGUUCAUAUUGUUAUUCGUUCCAAUUUGUAUUCGUUGUGUUUCACAAGAAAGUGACAAAGCAAUCGAAUCUAAUUCAAAGGAUCUUGCCCAACCAAAAUUAGAUAAUGCAGCUCUUUUUUCCAAGCAACUUGAAAAUGACAAACUGAUAACAUCGUUAAUCAAAUCAAUCUUACGUAUCGCUUCGAAUGGAUUCAAAUCUGGUCUAGAAGCUUCGGUCCGUGGGAUUUUCGAUAAGCCAUUGACAAGUGCAGUGGCUGCCAUUUCUAUGGUUAUUGGUGCUGUCGCCAUAUUAGCAUUUUAUGAAUCCCCAAUUUCACCUUUACCCGUGCCUCCAUUGCCGGAUCCGCCUGUUGGAAGAUUUCCACCAGAACAUCCAGUUUGGCCACCACCAAAUCGUGGAAAUCAACAAAUUUCUUAUCAACCAAAACGUGCUUCCAUUCCAUAUCCUGUAAAUAAUUUAGCCAAUAAUUUCAUCUAUCCAAUGGGCAUGAAUACUUUCACAAAUCAUCGAUCUGAUUCGAAUGCACGAAUGCCAUUACCAAUGCAACAAUUAAAUCGAUUUCAGCAACAAAAUCAAAUUUCAAAUGCAGAACUACAAGAUCAACAUAAAAGUGAUUUGAAAAAUUUCGUCAAUCUCAAUCUAGAUGUCAAGAACAACAAAGUUAUGGAUUAUAAUAACAAACGAAUCGCAAUGGAAAUGAUGAAAAUGAGUCAGGGAAAUCAGACUGUUUCAUUUUUUUUUGUUAAUUCAAUGAAUCACAAUCGACCGAGACUUUGA